GCAGUCUUUAAGGUGAGGAAAGGUUGUGAACGAGCGUGAUCCCCUAGUCCCCCGGCCCCAUAGAAUGGAAAUGGCUCACGAGGUAGUGGAACUUGCCAACGAGCUGGCUCGUGCCGUGAAGAUAACGAUGGAUCCAGACGCGACACAGCAAGCUAGGAUGGAUGCGUACGUUGCUUGUGAACGGUUCAAAGAUGUAUCUCCACUCUGUGCACAAGCGGGUCUUUCGCUGGUGACCGGUAAUUAUCCGCCAAUCGUUCGCCACUUUGGACUGCAGCUAAUGGAGCAUACGGUCAAGUACAACUGGAACAGUAUCUCGCAGCAGGAGAAAAUAUUCAUUAAGGAAAAUGCCAUGAAGCUGCUAAAUGCCGGUGUUGGCGAGGCACAGGAUCAAAGUUUGGCUCAUAUCAAGGAUGGUGUAUCAAGGAUUAUUGUGGAGAUGAUAAAGCGGGAAUGGCCCCAACAAUGGACUACGCUACUGGUUGAGUUGAGUGAUGCGUGUUCGCAGGGUACGGCCCAAACGGAGCUGGUACUGCUAGUGUUCCUCCGGCUGGUGGAAGAUGUAGCACUGUUGCAGACAAUCGAGUCCAAUCAACGGCGGAAGGACAUUUAUCAGGCACUAACGGUGAAUAUGUCGGAGAUAUUUAACUUUUUCCUACGACUUAUCGAACUGCACGUGGGCGAGUUUCGAAAUGCUACAACCGUUGGUGACAAGCACAAAGCACACGGACACAGUCGUGUCGUGCAGGUUGCGCUACAAACACUGACCGGAUUCGUGGAAUGGGUAUCGAUCAAUCACAUCAUGGCAGCAAACGGACGGUUAUUGCAGAUUCUGUGCAUUCUGUUGACGGACGUCGAGUUCCAGCAACCGGCAGCUGAAUGCCUUGGACAGAUUACAAACCGACGUGGCCAGCUAAAGGAUCGUAAACCGCUGCUGGUACUGCUCGAAGAUGCACCGAUCGAACAUUACUUUCAAGCGGCCACACAGCCCGAACGUCUCAGAACGGAAUCGUACUAUUUGUUUCUGAAGAAGCUUAUCACGGUGAUGACCGGAUUGGCGUCUCAAAUGACAGCACUCUGGGGCAAAGAGGAUUCGCCGCCAAUUCGACCACACUGUUUGGCGACCUUCCUAGGUACGGUACUGAUCUUUACGCAGCAUUCGAGCUACAGUCUCACGCAUCCUGCUGCCCUGAUUUGGACCAGUCUGUUUAAGCACGAACAAAUAUCGAAGGAACCGCUAGUUCUCGGCUACAUUCCAAAGGUGAUCGAAGUGAUCGGGCAGAAGAUCAUCAAGAUUAACUAUCCGCUAACGCGCCCGACAGAAAUUACGCUAAAUGCGGAAGCGUAUGCCAGCCUCGAUUAUGACGGCGAGGAAGAAUGGUUAGUGUUUUUCUUUCGCUGUCGUACAGAUUUUCUGGAAAUCUUUCGCCAAGCAACACUCAUCGCACCGCUCGUAACGUUUUCCUACUGCGAACACUGGCUCACUGCAAAGCUGCAGAAAAUGGCUACAACCGAGCGUAAUACUGCGUGCAGUAUUACCGAUCCGAUAUAUCUAGAAUGGGACGCACUUACGAACGUGUUGGACGGUGUACUGUCACGCAUACUGAUGGUUACCGAGCGUCCCUCGGUGUCGGCCGGGUUGCGAUUGCUCGAGGAAUGUCUGAAGGUAGAAUCGAAUGAUCCGCUCAUCCUGUCCGUGCUGCUGUCCUGCAUCUCCUCACUGUUCGUGUUUCUCAGCAUGUCCUCGUGCCAGAUAACGGCAGCGAACUGCGUGGCCAUGACCGGUGUGCAGCUGCUGCCACGAGUACUGGAGAAGAUAUUCGCAUCGCUCGUCUUUCAGGAGCCGGGCGAAACGCGCCACACGCGCACGGUGGAAGUGAAAAAUCUCCGCCGUCAUGCGGCCGCGCUGAUGGUGAAAAUUGCCCACAAAUAUCCUCUGCUGCUGUUGCCUAUCUUUGAUCAGAUCAAUACGAGCGUGAAAAAUCUUAUCAUCCAACCGGAACGGCUCAGUAAGGUGGAGCAGGUAACGUUGUUGGAAGCGUUGCUGUUAAUAUCGAAUCAUUUUUGCGAUUUCGAGCGUCAAAGUGGCUUCGUAGGGGAAGUCAUCCGCGAAGGUGUAUCGAUCUGGGGUGGGAUGUUGAUGCCGGUUGUGAAAAAUGCGCACACCUUCAUAGAAUUUGUCGGAUUAAACCAUCCAGCCAUCGAACCAUUUGCCACGACAAUUGAAGAUCCGUACAAUGUCAAUCGCAGGCAGCUUACGUACGCGCUUGCGCUUGUGCUGGGAGUGAUUAAGCGUUGUUCCUGGCCAGAUGAUCCUGAUCGGUGCUCGCGCGGUGGAUUCGUCGUAGCACUGACCGAAUCGGGCAAUCCGAUCUGUCGAAAUCCGGCCACCUCCCACGUUGUCCCACUGUUACCUCACAUUCUAUCGCUUAUGCGAUGUCUCAACGAGCUGUGGAAACCGGACGCUUUGCAAUCGUUUUCCGACUCGUUCCGCAAUGCCAAUGGGAUGCAGGAGAGCGAGAAAAAGCAACUGCUCGGUGUAUCACCGGUCCUACAGGAUCCGCUCGAUCCGUCGCAAAAACUGCCACCAACGGCUUUCGGGCGGAUGCAAACGUUUUUGUCGAACAUCUUCGAGCACUGUUACCAUAUGAUGGGGUCGGCUGGGCCGUCGCUAGGGCGAGACCUUUAUGCGCUGCCCGGCAUCGCGAACGCUAUCGUUGGAAGCGUGUUUUCUAGCCUGGAGUACGUGCCCGACUUUCGUCUCCGCACCAUCGUGCGCGUGUUUCUUAAGCCAUUUAUCUACUCCUGUCCACCAGUGUUCCACGAAGCUGUCCUGUUGCCAAUAUUUGCCCACUUUGUUCCAUUCAUGCUGACAAGACUGACCGCUCGCUGGCAUUACAUUACAUCGCUGUACGAAUCGGGCGAACUUGGGGAGGAUGUUAGCGACACGCAGGAAGUGUUAGAAGACAUGCUCAAUCGUACGCUCACCAGGGAGUACAUUGACGUGCUGAAGGUGGCACUGGUCGGUACUACCAUCGAUCCGACCACUAAUUCAGCUACCGAGGGGACAGUGGCCGGUGGCAUGGAUCAGGACGAUCAAAGUAUGGACGGUACACCGCAAGCGCUGACACGUGCAGCACAAACUGCCAUGACGUCGGAGGUCAUUAGUGAUUUGGGUGGGAAAUUGUUGAAGAACCAAUACACCAGCAAUCCGAUCGUGAUGACGGUUUUGAGCGUACUUUCGUGGAAUGAUAGCAUUUCCAGCCUGAAAGCGACACUCCUGAGCGGUCCAAUCAUACGCUUCCUAGCGUCGGAACAACUGAUCACCGAAGCUUUGGCAUCCAACAUUAUUGUCGCGGUGCUGAAAGCUCUUCAGCUGCAUGGGCAGCACGAAUCCAAUCAGACAUCGCUCAUUACGCUCGGUGUGCAGGCGUACGAAAUACUGCGGCCCAAGUUCCCGAACAUACUCGAAGUGCUGCAGCAGAUCCCGAAUGUAAGUGCUGGCGACAUACAGAAGCUGGACGAAAAGAUAUCGUCCGGCAGCACCAAGGGCAACAAGAUCGACAAGGCAAAGAAGGACCUGUUUAAAAAGAUUACAACGAAUAUUAUCGGGCGUAACAUAGGUCAGCAUGGUCGGAAAGAGGUGAAAAUACUGAACCUGCCACCGAUCGUUCCGCCGCCAAACAAUCAACGCUCGUCAAACGCAUUUAACUUGAUCGAAAGCAACCAGGAAACUGGGCUGGCGCAUUUAUUCACCAGACGCAGUUAG
Messenger RNA from Anopheles maculipalpis, 3766 nucleotides. It is a transcript of the gene Ranbp21, whose product is annotated as exportin-5. Bases 65 to 3766 code for a protein of 1233 amino acids. Lineage: Eukaryota; Metazoa; Arthropoda; Insecta; Diptera; Culicidae. The record is from RefSeq and is a predicted model, not a curated record. The transcript has 5 exons. Gene Ontology annotation, molecular function: nuclear export signal receptor activity; small GTPase binding; RNA binding. Gene Ontology annotation, cellular component: cytoplasm; RNA nuclear export complex; nucleus. Gene Ontology annotation, biological process: RNA export from nucleus; protein export from nucleus.